AUGCACGUUUAUCAGCCUCAGCAUCUAUACCAGCAGGAGGAGCCUCAGCACCUACACCAGCAGGAGGAGCCUCAGCACCUACACCAGCAGGAGGAGCCUCAGCACCUACACCAGCAGGGCCUCAGCCUCAGCACCUACACCAGCAGGAGGAGCCUCAGCACCUACACCAGCAGGAGGAGCCUCAGCACCUACACCAGCAUCAGAGGAGCCUCAGCACCUACAUCAGCAGGAGGAGCCUCAGCACCUACACCAGCAGGAGGAGCACCUCGGCACCUACACCAGCCUGGGCAGGAGCCUCAGCACCUACACCAGCAGGAGCCUCAGCACCUACACCAGCAGGAGGGCCUCGGCACCUACACCAGCAGAGGACCUCGGCACCUACACCAGCAGAGCCUCAGCACCUACAGCAGCAGGAGGAGCCUCGGCACCUACACCAGCAGGCCUCAGCACCCACACCAGCAGAAGACUCAGCACCUACACCAGCAGGAGCCUCAGCACCUACACCAGCAGGAGCCUCAGCACCUACACCAGCAGGAGGAGCCUCAGCACCUACACCAGCAGGGAGGAGCCUCGGCACCUACACCAGCAGGGCACCUACACCAGCAGAAGAGCCUCAGCACCUACAGCAGCAGGAGCCUCUGCACCUACACCAGCAGGAGGAGCCUCAGCACCUACACCAGCAGGAGCCUCAGCACCUACACCAGCAGAAAGAGCCUCAGCACCUACACCAGCAGGAGCCUCAGCACCUACACCAGAGGAGCCUCAGCACCUACACCAGCAGGAGCCUCGGCACCUACACCAGCAGGAGCCUCAGCACCUACACCAGCAGAAAGAGCCUCAGCACCUACACCAGCAGGAGCCUCGGCACCUACACCAGCAGGAGCCUCAGCACCUACACCAGCAGAAAGAGAGCCUCAGCACCUACACCAGCAGGAGCCUCAGCACCUCGCCUCAGCACCUACACCAGCAGGAGCCUCAGCACCUACACCAGCAGGAGCAGCACAUACACCAGAGCCUCAGCACCUACACCAGCAGGAGCCUCGGCACCUACACCAGCAGGAGCCUCAGCACCUACACCAGCAGAAAGAGCCUCAGCACCUACACCAGCAGGAGCCUCAGCACCUACACCAGCAGGAGGAGCCUCAGCACCUACACCAGCAGGAGCCUCAGCACCUACACCAGCAGGAGCCUCAGCACCUACACCAGCAGAAAGAGCCUCAGCACCUACAGCAGCAGGAGGAGACAGGAGACGCUUCGUAUUUAUUCUCACUGGCAUUCCUCGGUGCUACUUGA
Homarus americanus (American lobster) is the source of this 1293-nucleotide messenger RNA. Its product is annotated as box A-binding factor-like. The coding region runs from base 1 to 1293 and encodes 430 amino acids. The transcript is spliced from 2 exons. NCBI's taxonomy places the organism in Eukaryota, Metazoa, Arthropoda, Malacostraca, Decapoda, Nephropidae. The record is from RefSeq and is a predicted model, not a curated record.